Musca domestica (house fly) is the source of this 7124-nucleotide messenger RNA. Its product is annotated as B-cell lymphoma/leukemia 11B. The transcript has 5 exons. Gene Ontology annotation, molecular function: RNA polymerase II cis-regulatory region sequence-specific DNA binding; DNA-binding transcription factor activity. Gene Ontology annotation, biological process: regulation of transcription by RNA polymerase II. Bases 2129 to 5305 code for a protein of 1058 amino acids. The record is from RefSeq and is a predicted model, not a curated record. Gene Ontology annotation, cellular component: nucleus. NCBI's taxonomy places the organism in Eukaryota, Metazoa, Arthropoda, Insecta, Diptera, Muscidae.
AAUUCGCAUUGGAGAGAAGCAGCACUAGUAAAUGGAUACGUAUAUAGAUAUGUAUGUAUGCAUGUACGGACGUUGUGUGGACAGACGGAUACGUGUAUGGACGGAUGAAUGAAUUGGUUGGCUGGCUGGCUGGUUGGUUCGGUCGAAUAGAUUGGAUGGACAAACAAAGAGCUUCUUAGAUGUAAACGGUUGGUCGCGUUGCGAGGACGUGAUUUUGCUUAUUUCGAAUGUGAGUAACCGUCGCGUUUUGUGCUUUGUGUUUUCAUAUCGUGUUUUUCUAUUAUUACACCACGCAUCACAAACUCGGCACUCCCCCACCGCAGAUAGCAUACAAUCCAUUUCUCAAAACAUACUCUAUUUCAAAUCUUCGAAUCAGAAACAAUAACAAAACAACUAAAAUCAGUGCGCCGGAAUUUCUAAAAUUCAAGUCGCUAUAACUGCGAUAGAACAGCUUAGAACUACAGCAGCUUCCACACCAACAGUGGCUACACAACGUUCAAGAAUUGCCCACUUCCACACCCAAGUACGGCACGCACUCAAAGGAGCAUUUGAACAUUUCAGAUUCGCAAUAUUGGUGAUUGGCGUUUAUUUACUAUUGCCGCCGCUCUGCACAUUCAGUCAGUGUCUUUUGUUUACCCAACGCUUUUUACACAGUUUUGUUUAGAGGUUCAUCAUCGACGUUGGCGUUUGCGGUGGGUACGUUACGCAUAACGGUAACUCAUGUGAAUACUACUGUUCAUAAAGUUUGCUGUGAACAUCGCUGUUGCUGCGCUGCCAGCACAGCCACUGUCACUGCUGACGUUUACCAUCAGCACCCUCCACCGCAAAGCUACUCCACACUUCCACAGUUCACAACAACAGACAUAUUAGCCGCUAUCAAAAGACAUUCGUGUUCUGAACGCCAAGUGCUUUAGACGGAAGAGCGCGCGCGACUCUGUGUCCACCCACAAUAACACACAUCGCUGACAAAGACAAAUUUACCAAACAACAAUAACACAUCCGUAUGUUCGACAACGCGUUCUCAUAUGGAAAGAACAAUACCACCUGCCUGUUCGUUGCUUCCUAAGUUCUUAUCAGCAUUAGGAGCAGCAGUCAGCACUACAAUAACACACAACCCUCUCCCGCGCAUUCGCCCUCUACCUUGCCACCCAACCCCACCGCAGCUGCCCCAACAACGCAACCCCCGCGCGUAACCAACAAAACAAAGUCACAUUACAAAUUCGCAUCAAUGCUUCUAAAGCGCCGAAAAUAAAAUUGAAUUAUCUUCACGUAUGUGUCCGCAGUCACUCACAGGACAUCGACGUGUUCGGACCUCACAAAACCGCCAUUGGACGGACUGUUUACAUUAAUUGAAUCUGCAGUAAACAAAAACAAGUAAAUCAAAACACCGCCAACACCCACACUUACCCACCUCAGCUCGCAUAAGCCCGCUCCCUACCCCUCGCUUCAUAGCCAAUGUCCGCGCGUAUUAUCAUUCCAGAGUGUUUCAAUAAUAAUCGCGGCGUCGUUAGUCAGAGCCAAUUCGCGAUUCACAACCCUUCCACAAACGAAUACAAUCAAAUUGUUAGUGACAAAAAAAAAACGAUUUCACAGUGCAAAUUUAAAAAUCUCAGCAAUCAAAAAAAAAAAAUCCUACGAAAGAGCAAAUAAAAGAACACUUUUAAAUCUUACCAAAUACGUUGUCGCCCGAUAUUACAUGGAUAAAUUUUGAAACAAAGUGUGCAAGGUUCCUAUUGUCUAUGUUCUCACUUUAAAAGAGAAACGAAUAAUAUUCAUAAAUCAAUUUAUUUUCUAACUAUGCCAUGGAAAAAAUAAAACAAAACAAGAAUAACUUUCAAAUUAAAUAAAUCGAUGCAAUAAAACAACAAAGAAAAACAAUUAAAUAAAGAAAUAAAAACAUAAAUAAUACAACCGAAACGCAACGAAAGUGCCGUCGCAAAUACAUUUAACAGACCACGAGGAUACUUGUCGCAAACUCGACUCGCCUGCAGCCACAAAAUCGUCAACUUCAAAAACAAUUUGCUUGGAUGAAUACAUCGUGGAGGUGCCGUCACCUCACUCUCUCGCCCAUCUGCUGCUAGUGAAGGAGUGACACCUUUACAGACCCAUUUUCAAGUUUUGACAAAAAAUGCGAAUUAAAAUGCCAGCCGUGAGAAUUGCGCAAGAUUCAGAUUCCACCGAAGGUGAUGCCCCAGCCCAGGAUAUCCUUACAUGUGGUGCCUGCCAGAAGGCUUUUGCCCUCUCCGACAUAGUCAAAUUUAUACAACACAAGGUUCUACAAUGUAACAAGGAAAACUAUGGCCACUGUUCAAACCAAGGUCCUUCGAAUGAUAGAGCCGACACCGAAGAUGGCAGGCCGUUGGGUGUUGCUAAUCGCAGACCUUCGGUAUCAGCUCCUAUUAAUGCACGCAAAACAUCGGGAGGAUCCCGCAUUCACACACCACCGCCAAGCCCAGCGGACAUGUUAGCCGACGGUGCCUCAAGUACACCCAAAAGACUUGUAGAUGAAAAUGACAAUACCACACCCAAGGAGGCAACCCAAGAAGACACCAAAACCUCAAACUCAGCGACAGAAGAGCUACCGACCAUUACCACAUCCAUCAAGCAGGAACUUGAUCGUGAUGAAAAUGAUACAGAAACAAUUGAGUGUCACAAUAGCAGCAAUAAUGAUAACACUAACGAUAAUGUACGCGAAAACGACGAUGAUUGCCAGCCCAAGACCAAACGACCCAAAAUUGAGUUCGUCGAUGCUGAGUCCAAUACGCUGCAAACAGAACCCAGCAAUUACACAUGUUCGACGUGUAAGACGAGAUACAGUUCAGCCUGGCGUUUAAUUCAACAUGUACAAUACUCGCAUGGUGUCAAGAUUUACGUGGAAACCCCUCUAUUUGGGGAUAUUGUUCAGUCUCCCAGCGAUGGUUCUUCUGGCGUUCAGCCACCGCAGAGCAACCUAAGUAAUAAUAGUUCAAACAAGAGCAAUGCGAAUGAGUCCACAUGUACGGUAUCACCCAUCGUCAGUAACAGCAACAACAAUCAACAACAACAGCAACAACAGAUUCAUCAGCAAUUGCAACACAGAGCGGCUGCUGUAGCUGCUGCUGCCGCUGUGGCAGAACACCAAAAACAACAGCAACAACAACAUCAACACCAAUCAAAUUUAACGGCUAUGCAAAAUGCCCAAAAUUUGGCAGCAGCUGCUGCCGCUGGCAUGCGUCAUCAUCCACUUUUGCCACCACCUGACAUGCAUGCCACAAAUCCUUUCAACUUGCUGAGAAUGCCUCUUCCACCUGGACUUGGCCAGGCACAAGUAGUUCCUGGAGUUACUCCACUUUUUUCACGCCCUCAUGCCGAUCAUUAUCGCAUGGAACAACUAGUAUCAGAGCAGUUCCGCCACCACGGUCUAAACUUAGCUGCGGCUGCAGUUGCUGCGGCCAACUCUUUGGCCACUCCUCAUACCCCAACGCCACAGUUUAAUCCAAACAAUUCUGUGCCUUCGGGAGGAGCUGUAGAACCACGACCACCAUCCUCCAAUAGUAGUCAUCGAGGUUCAUCGACUCCGGCGGCCCUUCCCCUCAUGCCCGGUCAGCAGAGUUCGAACUCAAGCAUCCAGCCCAAUAAUCAAGUUAACAUGGAACCCCAGAUGGAUUUUUACUCGCAGCGAUUGCGUCAGCUUGCAGGAACAACGAGUCCUGGAGCUGGAAAUAUUGUUAACUCGAGCUCGCCGAGUCCACGACAAAAGCAAUCGCCGCAUUUCGCGAGCCCAUCGCCUUCUCAUCAACUUCCUCCCACUCCGGUCACAAAUAAUACUCGUCCACAUUCCUUGACCCCUCCCGAAAAGAGUGAACCAUUAACUGGAGAAAAUGGGUCACUCAUCAAUAGUACACCCCGUUCAGCCUCAACACCUCCGACUAAGCCCAGUCAAGAUUCAUCAGUCAAUGCGUCUGUAUUCACAUGUUCGUAUUGUGAUAAGAAAUUCCGUUUCGAAAACAGCCUAAUCAUCCACCAGCGUACACACACUGGCGAGAAGCCAUAUAAGUGCACUGCAUGUGAAUUCGAGUGCUCACACAUCCAAAAACUUAUGAAGCACAUGCGCGUGCACCGGAGUCCGGCGGAGGAUGGACUCAGCAAUGCUGAAUCGGCAGACACAAAUGAGGGGGACUCGGAUGUCGACCAGGAUCCUGAGGAAAAUCUGGACGAAGACGCCAUGGAAGAGGAUGACGAGGAAUUGGAUGACCAGGAGCAGGAUGAAAUUGACUAUGAAGCUGAAGAUCUAAGUGUCAGCAACAACCGAAUGGAUUUAAAAAGUGAAAGUCCUAAAGGAGCAUCUGGUGCCACAUCGUUAGUUGGCGAACUAAUGGACAAGUUUGGCUUGUCAAACAUUGCACAAUAUUCGGAGGCAUACAAGCAAGCUCUACAAGAAUCCGGCAACUAUAAGCACAUUUCCAAGGAUAUUGACAAUAACAAUGCCACCAGCUCGCCAAUGCACCAAAUGAAUGACAAAAUUAAUGGAUUUCCCGCUGCAUUGCGUUUGCGCGAAGAAUUUGCCAAGAAUAUGUUCCAAAAGCCCACCCAACAAGAAGGGAACUCACAGUCGUCACAGGUUCCAAUCUUCAAUCCUUUCCAAAAUCCAUUUGAAAUAUCAAAACGGAUAAAAAUGGAUGGCAAUGACUGGUGGAAUAUGCAGGCGCUUCAUCGCAAUGAAUCGCUGUUUGAAAAUUUGAAGCUGAAACCACUAGGGCUGGGAUCCGCUAAUUCUUUAUUAGCUCAGAAUUCCCUAAUGAAAAAGGAAAGCCGGCAACGCAAUGACACAUGCGAAUUUUGUGGCAAAGUCUUCAAGAACUGUUCAAACCUCACUGUACACCGACGCAGUCACACCGGCGAGAAGCCUUACAAGUGUGAGCUUUGCUCUUAUGCCUGUGCCCAAAGUUCAAAGCUGACACGCCACAUGAAAACUCAUGGCCGCAUGGGCAAAGAUGUGUAUCGCUGUCGUUUCUGUGAUAUGCCGUUCAGUGUUCCUUCCACGCUGGAGAAACAUAUGCGCAAAUGUGUAGUCAACCAGGGAAAGGUUGCCGCGGCCAAUGCCGCCAACGCCGUUGCCGCAGCGCAGGCGGCGGCUGCCGUGCAACUGCAAAAUCAUUUGCCCAAUGCUCAGCAACUAUCUCCGCCGACAAACGCUUCCUUCCCACCGCAGUUCGGUCUAGGUCCCGGAUCCAUGUCCCUCCCCAGCAGUAUAGGCGACAACGAUUCGAACGCGUCGACAAGUCUAUCGUCACAACACGCCAUAUCGCUGAAACACGAGGCAUGACUUUAUCGAAACUGGAACAACGCUACCAGUUGCUUCAAUUCGCCCAAUACAGUUCUUCCGCCACCGCCGCCCCACCAGCAGCAACAGCAAGAACAAUCGCACCAUCUACUGACGCAUGCCCAGCAUCAUCACCAUCAACGUCCUCUCCCGACUGUGAACCGAAUAUUAUCACGUAUCUUCUAAAGAUAGGCUUCUAAAGAUAACGUUGGGAUGGCCCGUGUAAAUAAUAGUAUAUUGUCGCAUAUUGUGAAUACGUCUAUUACCACAAAACCCUGAGGUCUCUUUGAAAAAGAACGAUCUUACCUGCGCGUUUGUACAUAUAUGACUCGACCCACCACCGACUCCAUCAGGACAUCUAGUGUAAAUGCACCGCCGGAGCGCCUCCACGUAUACCAAAGCAAUACAUCCAUCGUCUCACUCCAUGUCUGUUGCGCUCUUCCGCCUAAUGCAGAAUUGGCUGCGUUAAAAUGUUUGUCUUCUUCCCAGUCUCAUUCUCUAACAAAAAAAAAGAAACCUAGCUAAUAUCCCCAGUGUAAUUCAGUGAAUUCGAAUUAAGUAGUAAUUGUAACUGUAUCAUAUUUAAAUUUAAAUGAAACCUUAGACAAAUCUAAAUACUUUAAAUCGAAAAUGCUUUGUCUGCACUCCGUCAUCGGUAAAGGGCAUUGCAAUACAUUUUUAGCGUUUAAUCCCCACGUGCGAACGAUUAUAUGAUCGCUUCGCAUUUACCCUUCCACUUUCCUCAACUCCUCACAUCCCCAACAAACUGCAGACGUGUAAAUGUCUGAUUUUCAAGAUCUUGUUUUGUGAUUCUCGUUAUUAUUGUUAGUUCGUUACUUUGUGUUGUUUAUUGAUUGAUUGAUUUAUCUAUUUUGUUUGAGAUCACAUUCUGUGUAUGUUAUUAGGGUACACACAGACAUGUUUAUGUCCUUGUUUAUUAGAUAUGGAAAGGGAGUCAAUUAGGCCGGCCGGAGGAGAUCAACCACACGCAUUUGCACCUUCGAUUGUCCGUCAAAUGAAAUCACGCCUAUUUUGCUUGUAAUUAUGAUUGAUUUCUUCGAACUGUCCUGUACCCCCGUCUCCCCUGUGGCCCACUUAAACUAAGCCUUUUGUAAACUAGUAUUCUUUGCCUUUUUAGUUCAUAAUUGUGUUUACUUAAAUUAUUAAUCUAAUUGCUAAUGUAUAUUUAGAUGUACAAAGGAACCUGGAAGACAUCGCAUCUACCCCUAUCCCUGUAUACACCACAAUAUUGUAUUGAAUAAUUGAUUUAGAAUAAACAUAUGCUCUUAAUAAUAAUAAUAAUAAUAACUAUAAAAAUAAAACAGUUUUUUGAAAUCAAAAACCCAGUUGCAAUUCUUCAUUUCCCACUUCCCUAUCUCGCCUAGUCUUCAUACCAUUCCGAGUUGCUGCUGUCUUCCAUUGCUGAGAAAUGCGGGGAGAGCAAUACAUAAUGCUCCCCUCGCUAUUCUUGCGACAUCGAUGAAAAUAUAUUGUAUAUAGUCACAUUGAAAAGUACCGGCCGGGAAAUACAGACUAUCCCAUACGACUAUCGCACACUGUAGUUCAGUGACAAGUCGCUUCUUCUCUAGCGCUGAAAUCAAAACGAAGGGAAUCAUUUGAACAUUUGUGCAAAUAUAUUUAAAUGUAUGUACGUAUUAAUUAAUAUCAUGAUUAUUAUUUAUUCCGUAAUAAGUAAGUAGAAAAUUAAGAGUUUCUUAUAUAACAAACAAAAAAUAGAAUCUGAAAAAGGAGGAAAACGUAUAUAUGUAUGUGUUAAAAUUUCGUAAAAUAAAAGACAUAAGAAAAUGAAAACAAUAGAAAA